Messenger RNA from Erpetoichthys calabaricus (reedfish), 5261 nucleotides. RefSeq names its product DCN1, defective in cullin neddylation 1, domain containing 4 (S. cerevisiae) (gene dcun1d4). Gene Ontology annotation, biological process: protein neddylation; positive regulation of ubiquitin-protein transferase activity. The transcript has 11 exons. Gene Ontology annotation, molecular function: cullin family protein binding; ubiquitin-like protein binding; ubiquitin conjugating enzyme binding. The record is from RefSeq and is a predicted model, not a curated record. Gene Ontology annotation, cellular component: ubiquitin ligase complex. The coding region runs from base 295 to 981 and encodes 228 amino acids. NCBI's taxonomy places the organism in Eukaryota, Metazoa, Chordata, Cladistia, Polypteriformes, Polypteridae.
AGCUUUGGGUCUACAAAAAACAGAAUUAAUCCCACAUCCCGACAUCAUGACAAAACAUACAACGGGCACUGAGUGGGGAAGCUAGGCUAGUCCACCAGAAAUAUCUACCAUCAGCAAAAAACAUCUGUAUCCUUGAGGCAUUUUCAGUUGAACUCUCAUCUCUCCACUCUGGCAAAUAUUCACAAGAUUUACCACACACUCAACAGGCUGAAUUUGACUGAAGACAUUAGUCAAGACGAGCACCAGGCAGGGAACUUGCGAUCUUGCAGUUCUUCAGACUGCUUUUCAAAAGCAAUGCCUCCUAGAAAAAAGAGAAGACCUACUGCAGGAGAUGAUCUGUCAGCCAAGAAAAGCAGACAUGACAGAAAGCACGAGUCAUCUAGGAUCAAGACCGAAGAAGAAUUUUCCAGUAAAAGAUGCCUUGAAUGGUUUUAUGAAUAUGCAGGUAGUGAUGAUGUUGUAGGCCCUGAGGGCAUGGAAAAGUUUUGUGAAGAUAUUGGAGUGGAACCUGAAAAUGUAGUCAUGCUUGUAUUAGCUUGGAAGCUAGAUGCACAAAACAUGGGAUAUUUCACUUUACAAGAAUGGUUGAAAGGAAUGGGGACAUUGCAGUGUGAUACAACUGAAAAAUUAAGAAAUUCAUUGGACUAUUUGAGAUCUGUACUAAACGAACCCACUAAUUUCAAACUUAUUUACAGAUACGCUUUUGAUUUUGCACGGGAGAAAGAUCAACGAAGUUUAGAUAUUAACACUGCCAAAUGUAUGCUGGGUCUUCUUUUAGGAAAGACAUGGCCACUAUUUCCUGUAUUCAAUCAAUUUCUAGAGCAAUCAAAAUACAAAGUAAUAAACAAGGACCAAUGGUGCAAUGUGUUGGAAUUUAGUAGAACAAUAAGCCUUGAUCUUAGUAACUAUGAUGAAGAUGGUGCAUGGCCAGUCUUGCUGGAUGAAUUUGUGGAAUGGUAUAAAGAGCGACAGAUGUCCUAGCACUUAAAAUGUGGUAGAGCCAGCAUAAUCAUUAUCACAUUUGUCCACCGUUUAAUUAUUGAUUAAUGUUUGUAUUUACGUGCAUGCUGCUUUCAGCACGAUUUUCCAGAGACGGGAAAGCUCUGUGUUCACUGCGCAGCCAGCCAAAUGCUUAGUGUGGCAUUGCUCAUUGAAGGCUGUUCAGCAUUUUGAAAUGACACUAAAGUUGGUUGGAACUUCCGACGUUCACACUGUGAUGUGUAUAUUGCUGUCUGUAUUUUGUAGACGUGUAUAAAGAAGCUUCAUGUGCACAAAGAGAUUUUUGGUUAAAGACAUUUUUUGAAUUGCUGCUUUUAUGUCUAUACAGUACAUAAUUGUGUUACAUUAUUUUUUUAGAAACAUUGAAAAAGGAAAAAACCUACCCUGUACAGCAUUUUUCAUUAUUAAUAUUAUUUGUGGCUCAUUUUUAUUAAUAGAAAUUCAUCAAAUGGAAUUGGUCAUAAUCUAAAAAUAAAACCGUAAAUGUCUAAAGUCUACUGAUAUUUUGGAACUUGCAGAUUUUUUUUAGUAAUGUAAUAUUAUUUUUUCUUUUACAGAGAUGAAAUAACUAUUUCAGUUUCUUAGGCAGUGAAUAUGCAUCCUUUAAUGUAAUGUUUAUGUCAACUUAGUAUUUCUAUAAUAUUCUGAAAUGAUCCGUGCUACAUUAAAGGUUAUUGUAAAUGAAAGUCAAUCUCACAUUGAAGCUAAUCAUUUUGAUUUUAUUGAAGAUUCUUGUAAAUAUUUGCCCUUGGAAGAAAUUGUAAGAAUGUGAUUUCAGGACCUGUGUGACCAACCAUUCAGGGCCCUAGGUGCUCAAUGUUGAGGCAUCACAUGGUGAAUUGAAGUUUUUAAUUGAUAUCUAAAAAUUACUUUAUAAUUUAGGUAAUGAAAAUGUACUUUAUUUGUAGUUAACUUUAUGAAGUGUGGCCUCAUGAAUUGCAGCUGUAGUUUUUUUUGUAGGCCAUUCACAGAGAGACAGAAUACUGCCAAAAUAUGGUGUCAGUUUAAUGCUCCACAUGAAUUCCCUGUAAAUCCUGAAUAACAAUUUGAUAGUUAGAUUACUCAAAAAUGACAUCAGUUUUCAUGAUGGGAUAUUAAAAAAAAAAGACAUGGUGUGAAGCGAUACAGCCAUUUUUAUAUAAAUUGCCAGAAAACAGUGGAACAGUGGCUUCACUGGGGAGAAGAGUGACUGCAACAGGCUCUUGUCUGUUAACACAGUUGCACUCCAUCUCUUUCAGAUCAACUUUCUCCAUCUUUAAUAUGAAAUAUUCAGUUAGGGGCUAACAAGCCAAAAAUUGUAUGAACUUUCAGCUUUUGAGAUAGUCAUUUAGGUCCUGGAAUCACUGUCCUCACUAGUUGCCUUUCAAGCACAAUUUAAGAAAUUUUAAUGUUGUCUGAUGCUGUCAGUUUUAGAAAGCAGGAACAAUUAAUGCUGAAAAUAUAGUCAUUAAAUCAGGCGACCAAAAUUCUUGUAAGCAUUCUGGCUUAAGAAUAGUUUCUUUGUAUUUUUGUAUAGUAUUUAGUUUCUGACAUUCAGUACUUUAGUUUUUUACAUAUGUUGUUAAAUUAGUGCUUUACAUAGUUUGGAGGUUAAUUAAAAUUUGGGAUAUUAAAGUUUAUUAUAACUAUCCAAAUCUGCAUGUGAGUGUAGAAGAAUAGACUCUUAAGUAAGCUGGAGUUAUGAAGAAUUGGUGAAACACCAAAACAUGUCAACAGGUCAUCCAGUUAUAUAAAGUGUGUUGUAGUGCAUGACACAUUUUUAUUUUAUUAUUAUUUUGAUUAUUAGUUUCAGUGUUUUAUUUAUGUGAUGUACAGGAAUAUUCUUUGUAACAGAUAUGAGAUGAUCGUGUGGUCAUUUCUACAUCAAUAACUUAGUUUAAAACACAUCAAAUGUACAUAAUAUAGUGCAUUACAAAGUCUUUUUCAUUGAUUAUUUGUAAAUAUAGUUGUUCAAAAUUUUUGUUACAUUUAGAUUGUUUUUUGACCAUCCUUCUAAAAUGACAACAUUACUAAAGGGCUGACAGAACAUGAAAUGGUAUUUUGAUAGGAGGAAAUUAUAUUUUGAUAAAUGUGAACCAUGUUUUGAAAACGUUUUUAAUUAGGCUGUGUUCUAUUCUUUUAAUGCCUUACCCACAACUGCUGCUAGAAUAUUAGCAAGGAGCAACCCCUCAUAGUCUGUAGAGGGUAGAGGAGAACACAAACUCUUUGAAAGGGAGUGCCAAUGAAAACCUGUUGGAACCCCUGCCUUAUCCAGACACCAAAGAUCAAGUAGUUGUCUUUCAUUAUAUCCCAUUAUUGUGUGCCAAAAAUAGAAUAGUCAGUAUAGUAACCACAAAUCCAUUAUAUGUUGAAAUGACUUAAUCUUUUGCUGCUUACUUUGAUUUGUGAGAAUUAAUAUAAAUAAUUUAUUGUGAAAUUUUAUUUUUCCCUAACAUGAUUACUUUUAUUGGUUUCUUUCAAGGAAAGAACACUUUCCAGGCCGCUUGAUGUUUCUAGAGCUAUUUGACUAUGCACAAGAAAAAGAAGACAUUAUUCAAGCAAUUUGGAUGUAAAAUAAGAUUUUAGUUGCCAAAUAAAUGCAAUCUUUAUUUCUUCCCCAUUGUAAAAAGUUAAUUGCAUUUUAACACUGGUUAAAGUAAGUUACAAUCAAAAAACAUCCUGAUUAUAGACCCUGACUUAUUUGAAAAAUUAAUUAAACAGCCAUCCAUCCCUCCAUUUUCUAAACCUUCUAAAUUCAUGUUUAAACUCACAGGUAGCAACACUGGGCUGCAAGCUUCAGCCAUCCCUUUGUAGGAAGUGCCAGACUGUCGCAGGACAUAAACAUACACAGCCACAUCAUGUUGAUUUAGAUUUAUCCCUCCCAGACAAAAAGGAGAACAUCUACACAGAUGGUUGCUGGGCCAGCCUCCUACAGCACCCUGUUUGCAUUGAUAGUAUUGCUUUUUAAUAAAAAAAAAAAAAAAACUCUUUAACAAACCAAGUCCAGGAGUAAAAAUACUGUUUUCAAUCAUGCUAGUUAUUUGCAAGGAUGUCAUUACACUGUGGCUAAACCAAAGUGUUUUGUUUAUUUAUUGUUUAUUUAUGCCUUGAUGCACUUGGCGUAAAUGGAUCAAAGUGUUUUGGUCCUACUCGUUUUCCAUCCAUCCAUCCAUUAUCCAACCCACUAUAUCCUAACUACAGGGUCACGGGGGUCUGCUGGAGCCAAUCCCAGCCAACACAGGGUGCAAGGCAGGAAACAAACCCUGGGCAGGGCGCCAACCCACUGCAGGGCACACACCCACACACACACACUAGGGACAAUUUAGAAUCGCCAGUGCACCUAACCUGCAUGUCUUUGGACUUUGGGAGGAAACCCACGCAUACACGGGGAGAACAUGCAAACUCCACGCAGGGUGGACCCGGGAAGUGAACCUGGGUCUCCUAACUGCGAGGCAGCAGCACUACCCACUGCGCCACCGUGCCACCCACUCGUUUUCCAGUGAUAUUGUAAUAUAUUUUAAUAGUGUCUGUCAAUACAUGUAAUGAAAUGGCCUUUAAAGAAUCAAGGUUGGAAAACGUUAAAGUUCCCAAACAAUUACACCUUAAAAAUAAUGUGUGAUAUUUUCAAAUCUGCCUUAACCUCUUUAAUCAACUUUUUUUUUGGAAACCUCGUUUUGAUGAAUUUCUGGACAUUCCAUGACAUUAAAUACAAGAAAGUUGUCAUCUGUGUUUGCUUCUAUAAUGCACUGUACAGUUCCCUGGUGAUGGCUUUCCAUUAGAAGCUGUGAAGGAACACUGAAGCAGGGGCCGCUUAUCAGCUUGGUGUGCCAGGCUUCUAUUCUGGGGUAUUUGUUGACAUGUGCCAUUGGAGUCUACUGCUUUCUGAAAGAAGACCAAACCAUCUUAAAGAAUCAGUUAUUGGGUCUAAUAAAUGGAAGACCCUUGCAUGUUUUAAAAAUAAAUGUUAAUUUGUAAGUUUUUUUUUUUUUGUCAUGGUCUGACUUUGCAUUUUUUGAUUUCAUUACUUCUGUAGCCAUCUUCUGUUUCCGUAAACAUCUGAGCCUAUGGAUAAUGUUAACAGUGGUGCUUGCAAGUGUUCAUAUUUUGUAUUGAGGUCAUGGGUGCACCACUUUAAAUGUUAUGUCUUCCAUGUUAGGAGUGUAAUAUACAUAACUGUAAAAUGUGUACAGUAUAAUAUGCUUUUUAAGUGUAUUUUAUGUUUAUGGUUUUCUUUUUUUAAUACGCAGAUAGCUAUUGUCAAAUUAAAGUAAUUCCUGAAUUUG